Molecule: messenger RNA, 915 nt
Organism: Humulus lupulus (European hop)
Lineage: Eukaryota; Viridiplantae; Streptophyta; Magnoliopsida; Rosales; Cannabaceae
Product: putative germin-like protein 2-1
Exons: 2
Coding region: 88-747 (219 amino acids)
Cellular component (GO): cell wall
Molecular function (GO): manganese ion binding
Source: RefSeq, a predicted model, not a curated record
GCAAAACUAGAAAUAAUUUUAGCAGCUUUCAAGCGAUCAUAAUUCCUCCUCUUGAAGAUAUUAUUUACUAGAAGUAUAUAAUUUUCAAUGGCUUCUAAUAAUCAUAAUUUGCUUAUCAUGUUGGCAUUAUUCGCCAUAACUUGUUCCAUUGUCUUGGCAUCUGAUCCUAGUCCCCUUCAAGAUUUUUGUGUCAAAGAAUCGAACAGCCCAGUGCUAGUGAAUGGCUUUGCCUGUAAGGAUCCGAAACUCGUUGAAGCCAAUGACUUCUUCUACAGUGGGCUUAACAUGCCAGGGAACACAUCAAACCCAGUGGGCUCCAAAGUGACUCUAAUAAAUGUAGAGAAGAUUCCUGGGCUCAAUACUUUGGGCAUCUCAUUGGCACGUGUGGACUACGAACCAUUGGGCCUUAACCCACCUCACACACAUCCCCGAGCCACUGAGCUGUUCACUGUUAUACAAGGCACCAUCCAAGCGGGCUUUGUCACAUCAAACCCAGAAAAUCGUUUCAUAACAAAGAUACUUCACGAGGGAGAUGUGUUUGUUUUCCCAAAGGGUAUGGUGCACUUUCAGAGAAAUAUUGGGCAUAGUAAGGCCUUGGCUAUUUCUACUUUGAGUAGCCACAAUCCUGGGAUUGUUACUAUUGCAAAUACUGUGUUUGGAUCUAAUCCUGACAUCCCCGCCGAUAUUCUAGCCAAGGCUUUUCAAGUGGAUAAGAAUGUAGUUUUGAAUGUUCAGUCAAAGUUUUAGAUGAACAUACAUAGGUCUAUUCGGAUUAUGAUUAGAAUUCAUUUUUAUAAUUUAAAGUGCAGUCAGCAUAAUUUUUUUUUAUUUAGUUAUUUGUUUCAACUUUAUUAAUAAUUGUGUGAUUGUAUGAUUACCAAAGGUGGAAUUAAUUGGUUUUUUUCAUUUGUAUUA